Messenger RNA from Mesorhabditis spiculigera, 1260 nucleotides. The record is from the annotation of a GenBank genome assembly. NCBI's taxonomy places the organism in Eukaryota, Metazoa, Nematoda, Chromadorea, Rhabditida, Rhabditidae.
AUGGCGGGCCAAGAACCACAGACCAAGCUCCAGCCUCUCAAAAUGCCAAACGGCAAGCCCCAAGAAAAAGUGGUCCCUCACCGCCCUCGCCGAUCUUUUGCCAUCCGUCUCUACCAUUGGCUCUGUAUUCGUCACUUGUUCAUCUCCGGGCUGUUGCUCGGAUUCACUUUCCUAUCCGCGUGGGCCAUCUGGCAAGUUGAGAAGGCUGCUGAGGAGCAGCAAGUGCUCGACUACCAUGAACAAAUCGAGGCUUACCUUGACGAUGUCGUGCAUGAGAUCCAGGGCGAAACCUUGAAAAACAAGAAUUUACUGACCGAUCCCGUCGUCAUGGAGGAGCUGCUAAAGUCUCUUUACGUAAAAAUGGAGAAGAAAGAGAACAUCUACGUGGGGUCGACGCUGCACAAGGCCGAGAAACCCGAGGACAACAUGAUGUGGCGAUUCUGGCCUUCGGUGUUCUAUGCCUCGAAUAUUUACAUGACUGUUGGUUACGGUGCCAUCCAUUGCUUCACCUCGUGGGGCCAGUUCUUCUCGAUUGUCUACGGCUUCAUCACAAUCCCCUUUUCUCUGGUCGUCAUCCGAGAUCUAUCCCAAUGGAUUCUCGUCAUCCUCACCCGCAUCUACGGGCGUGCCGUCAUUAGGUGGAGAAAAGACCACGGUAUCGAGACGGACCCGAAUGAAGAAUUCGCAUUCCCCAUCAAAUUCACCGUUGUGCUAUGGUUUGGCAGCUGGUUCUCGGUCGCCUUCCUUACCUACUGCUAUGAUGCCAUUUGGGCGCUGAAAUGGGGUGGUCCUGGAGCUGAUUCGCAAGAUUACUUCGGAGCCGUCUGGUAUUCGUGGAUCACUAUUACCUCCAUCGGUAUGAGCGAUGACAUGCCGCUUAAUGCUACGACAUCUCCCCUUCUCUCCCUGUGGUACUUCCUGUCUCUCCCCAUGUACAAAAUCAGUCUCCGUAUCAUCUACAUUAUGAUGGAGAACGGAAUCCUCGGAUCGUUGGCUGUGCUGGAGAGAAAACUGGAGGGCGCCCAAGCGAUCGAAGACGCCAGCAUGGAGAAUGCUCGUCCGAUUCAAUCUCACCGUGCUUCCCGAAUGUCUCGAGCCCAGACGGUAGAGGAAGCCGAGCAGGAGCAGGAGGAACGCGACCGUAUCGACAAGGACGUGAACAACUUCACGGUCGGGUCGAUUGGAGGAUUUAUGAGAUCUCAGGCCGACGCCUAUGCUGGAGAUUUCGGAAGAGUGCGUGUCAGCCGCGAUUCACAUGAA